Spea bombifrons (plains spadefoot toad) is the source of this 4457-nucleotide messenger RNA. Its product is annotated as tudor domain-containing protein 1-like. Bases 1 to 4119 code for a protein of 1372 amino acids. Gene Ontology annotation, biological process: spermatogenesis. The transcript is spliced from 25 exons. The record is from RefSeq and is a predicted model, not a curated record. Gene Ontology annotation, molecular function: nucleic acid binding; zinc ion binding. NCBI's taxonomy places the organism in Eukaryota, Metazoa, Chordata, Amphibia, Anura, Pelobatidae.
AUGCCGCAGUUAGAGGAGUGCUUCAGCCAAAGGGAGGCCCAGCAUGCGCAGAGGAUAUUCGAGGCUAUCGGCAUUAUCCAGGGCAAAUCCAGAAGAAGAGAUUAUCGAAGCCAUCCAGUGAGGGCAGACUUUCAUCUUGUGAGCAAGAAUCUUUUGCCUGCAAAACAGAAGAAAUCACAUGUACUACCGGACAAUAUCUUCUCUGUGGACGGCGACCCGGCUCUCUUUAACACGAUAAAGCCUGUGCCGCAGACCACAAGCUGUCAUCACUGUGGUUUGCAUGGGUCACGGAGGUGUUCCCAGUGCCGGCAGACAUGCUAUUGCUCAGUGGAGUGUCAGAGAAAAGACUGGGCUUCUCAUUCGGUCAUAUGCAAGCCGACCAGUGUGAAAAACGAAACCAGCUGCCGAGUUCCUAUUGAAGCUGCUGAAAAGAAAGCAAGUCCUUUGGUUGAACCCGCUGUUAGUGAUCUCUCAAAGCGUCAGGAAACCGAAAAGAAAAUAUUUUUAUGCGAUUUACAAGAGUCGGGAAUAAGGAAAGGGACAGAGAUUCAGGGCUUUGUUGUGGAAUUCUCAAACCCAAGUUAUUUCUUUAUACAUUCGUAUAUCGAGAAAUCAGUGAAGUCUUUGUUCAAGUUGACAACCACACUACAGGAGAUAUACUCAAAACCUGAGAACCUAAAGAAGGGAUAUACCCCUGUCAUAGGGGAAAUCUGUGUGGCCAGAUAUUCCCAAGACCAGCGGUGGUACAGGGUGCUGGUGCAGAACGUUGAUGCCGCCACGAGAAAAGCGCAUGUCCUGUACAUCGACUUCGGGAAUCAGGAGGCGCUGACGCUCGACAACUUGCAAAAAAUGCAUCAAGACCUGGAGCUGCUUUCACCGCUCGCGAUGAAGUGUAUCUUGGUCUCCGUCACUCCCCCUCCGGGCGGGUGGUCCCCAGUAUGCAUCGCAGAAUCCCGGAAACUGAUGGAUCAGCAGAAAGUUUCCAUUAGCAUUGUUGAGGUGCUGCGUGAAGAGGUGCCCUGUUACGCCGUGGAUAUUGGUGCCUCUCUGAGUGAUACGUUUACUGUGUGCGCAGGGAUACACGUGGCCAAACUACUUCUGGAGAAAGGAUUUGCUUCCGCUCAUGACGGAGGACGUAUCUUAAAAGAAAAGAACUCUGAGAUUGGUCCUUUACCAGUAACGGCCAUUGACAAGGCAGCAAGAAAAGAGGAGCUGUCUGAUGCUCCCGAAUCUCUGCCACGGAUCCACGUCUUAAGCGGGACUGCGGUUUCUGUAGGUGACAUUUUCAGUGCUGUCAUCACAGAAAUUAAACACCCCGAGGAAUUUUAUUGCCAGCAACUACAGAACGCAGAGGAACUUUCCAAGCUGAUGGAGUUGAUGAGUAAACAUUUUGCCGCAGUGCCGCCCGUUCCCAGCUUCACGCCUGCUGUUGGCCAGGUCUGCAGCGCCCAGUGUGCAGAGGACAGGUGCUGGUAUCGAGCUAAAAUCCUGGAGAAGAGGUCACAGGAGGCUUUACUGGUCGAGUACAUUGAUUUUGGAAACGUGGAAGUGUUGCCCCUAUCGAGCCUACGACCCAUUCAGAGCAAUAUGUUGAAAUUGCCGUCACAAGCCAUAAAGUGCAGCUUGGCAGGUGUAAAGCCGCGAUUUAAGAGAUGGACUGGAGAAACGUAUGCUGCGACAGCGUCUUUGGUGGCCAACGACGUUGUGACAGUUGAAGUGGUCGGGCAGACGAAAACAUCUUUCGUAGUGGAAGUGGCUGACAGGCACCCGACUGGCAGGGCACGCAAAACAGAGACCAGCCACGCUACACCUACCGGCAAAGGGCAAAGUUGCGAAUGUCAAGGCCAAUACAAGGAGUUCGCGGGGAUACCUGUAGUACUGGAAUUGUUGGCAGAAUGUGUACUCCACCUAUGCAAGUCAGUAAGGACUGUGGUAGAAGCUGAGUGCGUGGACACAAAAACCAAGACCCAGACACCAAGAAAGAAGGCUGCUAAGAGCUUUAAGCGAGAGCCGCUCACCAAAAAAGAAAAACGGAGAAGACAAGAGGACGACUUAUGUUUUUACUGCGGAGAGACUGGCCACAGGAUAUCGUAUUGUCCGCACAAACCAGUCAAACCGUCCGCAACCCACCUGGAGAAACCCCAUGCCCCGGAACCUGCAUAUGACGCCAGCAACGUCACAAAGCAGGAGCAUACCCUGUCGCAUCCACAGACAGGUGAUGCAGGGGUUAACCAGUCCUCAGCACCUAGGACUCCUACGCCCUCCAUUGGGAUGUCAGAUGACCUCCAGACCUUGUCGGACGCCCCCGAGUGGUCUGAUAUGGACAGUGCGUCAUCUGAGACAGAUGAAACAGACACAUCCAUGGAUAUCAACCCCCCAGCUGUUUGUGCGGUAAGGAACACCACUCCUACCACUCACAGGAGUAGGAAUAGGACACUCCAAACCGCACGACACUCCCUAGGGGCUCCUGGCAACGUCCUUGCAUCAGAUGGAAAGAUCGUACACAGAACAGAACUGAUACAGUACGAACAACGUCUCCGUGACCAAAGGUCCAGUAAACGUUCCUCCUUUCCACCUGCAACCCAGCCCUGUUUUGAUGCUAUUCAACGCCGAUCAAAGGAGAUCCGUGCACAGGGUGAUUGCCUAACCCCUGGUGAAUUCAGGAGUAGAGAAAGGACAAGACAAGCACUUACCGGGACCAUCACAUCUGUGUAUCCAGUAGCUGAGGCCUAUCCAGCCCAACUCAGCACAACAGAACCUCUGCCAUCAGAUCGUGUAGUGACUUCCAACGGCAAUGUAAUAUGUCGUGUAGAUCUGGAAGCGUAUGAGAAAGCACUACGUGCUAGAGAGGAGGAGGAAAAGAAGAAGAAGUCUCACCGCAGACGUGUAUUUGUUACACGGGUGAAAGCGACAGGAGAAAAGUGGGGGAAUAAAGCCCCGCAGAUCUUGGUUGCGGGGACAAAGCUACAGGCAAAAGCUGUUAGUACGAGCGAGGAUGGCUACUCUGUCGUAAUAAUGGAGAGCGAGAGCUCCAGGCUGGUCAGCGACAAACUUAUUGCCCAGCGUGAGGCUCGUUCCGACGAUAACAGGGGAAACAUAUCAGCAGGGAGUAUCGGCCAACCGGCAGUCCAGAUACCGUGCAAAACUAGCUCCUCUGCCAAAGCUGUCGCACCGGAAACUAAUAACAAUGCGAGAAGUCCGCAGGUUAUGGUCAGAGACCCAUCGGGUAGUAGAGAAUCUUCAAAGGAUCGAGUGUCUGGUAGAAGUCAUUCACUUAGCGAUGACUCCCUGAAAUCUUGCAUCCCUUGCCAGUGGAAAUCUGUAGAAUUGCCACUUAAUGAGCCCAUAGAAUCGCGCGUGCUGAGCGUGAUCAGUCCCGACCUGUUCUACGCCUUUCCAAAAGAAAACAGAGUUGACAUACAGAAGUUGACGCAGGUGAUGGUGGGUAUUGCCGUGUAUUGCAAAGCGGAGAAGACAAAGUUGAGCUACAGACCGGAUACACAGUUCCCUCUUCUGUGGAUGGCAGAACGAUACACGGCUAUGCGUUUCAUGCGGCAGGGACCCAUCCCUACACGUGAGAUCAAGCGAGUCUAUGGAGUCUUGCGUGGAGAGUACACUGUGAUUGGUGCAGAUGAUGGCUGCUGGUACCGAGCGAUCGUGUUGGACACCUCUUUGUCUACUGCUAAAGUUGCUUAUGCGGACUAUGGGAACACCGAGGAUCUGCCCUUCUCGUCCCUUCUCCCCAUUACCGAGAAUUUCCUGGACCCCCCUGUACCGAUUGUAAAAUGUGCUCUGGCAGGGUUAACACCGCUCUCAGAGGAGUGGUCACCGGCAGCUACCAAACUGCUAAGAGUGCUGGUUCAGGAGCAGAACAUCAUCUUCACUGCACUGUCCGUGAAUGCGGGAAUCUAUUCUGUGUCUGUGGAAAAGCGUCAGGACACUGGCGUGGUAAAUGUGGCUGAAAAGCUUGUUGGUGACGGCUUGGCCCGCGACUCGCGCUCUACAGGAGGUCACUGUAAAGGUAAAGAUGGAUGCUGUUGUUGUUCACAAGACCUGCUCGAGAGGGUAGAAAAGUUGGAGGAAACACUUCGCCUUUUACUUAAUGUGGAACACGUUUAAUGAUCACAUGGUGACGAUCUGUUUCCUAAAGCUCCAGAGAUCCCGGGGGUUCACCAGGAGCGAGUUGCCGGAGUCCUUGUAGUAGUUCUAGACUGCAGCGGACUGCAUCCGAAAUCAGAGUUCUAGUGAUGUCAAGCGGGGGUGGGGGGGGAGAUGAAGAGAAUCUCUCUGAGCAGAAUGUUAUGAUUGUAUUCACAGUUCAGUAAUGUCAGGAUAGGAGUAAUAUACUCCGAGGUGGUGUGUAAAUCCUCAUAUUUAUUUGCAGCGACUUUAGAAAUGUUUAGUGUUUUAAUUAACCAAUCUGAGGACUUUCUGUUUAAAAAAAAAAAAAAAAAAAA